Arabidopsis arenosa is the source of this 1413-nucleotide messenger RNA. The record is from the annotation of a GenBank genome assembly. Lineage: Eukaryota; Viridiplantae; Streptophyta; Magnoliopsida; Brassicales; Brassicaceae.
AUCGCUACCUAAAAACCCACAAGCAAUCUGAAACCUUUCUCCUUUUUUUCUUUCUUGUUCACAUCCCCACACCCACAAUCUGCCAUGGCGACUCUCAAAGCUUCGUUUUUGCUCAAAACCCUCGACAGUGACGUCGGCGGGGAUGUUCUCUCCGAUCUGGAACGCCGUGGGUCAGGUGCUAUUCAUGUUAUCAUGGGUCCUAUGUUUUCUGGGAAAUCCACCUCUCUCCUUCGCCGAAUCAAGUCAGAGAUCAGCGACGGAAGAAGUGUUGCGAUGUUGAAAUCGAGUAAGGAUACGAGAUACGCCAAAGAUUCGGUGGUGACACAUGAUGGAAUUGGAUUCCCUUGCUGGGCUCUUCCAGAUCUCAUGUCAUUUCCUGAGAAAUUCGGACAAGAUGCUUAUAACAAGCUUGAUGUGAUUGGUAUUGAUGAGGCUCAGUUCUUUGGAGAUCUUUAUGAGUUUUGCUGCAAAGUCGCUGAUGAUGAUGGUAAAACUGUGAUCGUUGCUGGCCUAGAUGGUGACUAUCUAAGGAGGAGCUUUGGUGCUGUACUUGACAUUAUACCAAUAGCUGACUCUGUGACUAAGCUAACUGCAAGGUGUGAGGUUUGUGGACAUAAAGCUUUCUUCACUCUAAGAAAGAAUUGUGACACCAGAACUGAGCUUAUCGGUGGAGCUGAUGUCUACAUGCCUGUAUGUCGCAAGCAUUACAUCACUAAUCAUAUUGUCAUUAAAGCUUCUAAGAAAGUGUUGGAAGAUUCUGACAAGGCAAGAGCUGUAUCCUGUGUUGCUGCUACCAUCUAACUAUAAAUGAUAUGGAACAAGUAACAUCUGUUAUAGUUGAAUUUUCUUCUUUUCUGCUUGUUUUUUUUUUUACUGGUCUGGUUUAUCCUCAAUGUUGUCUUUGAAAUGCACUUGUGAUGUUCCUUGUAUAUAUGUAUAAGUUUGAUGCUUUCUCUAUAUCUGCUGGUCCAUGUUUUAUGCUUUCUACUGGCGAUAUUCACGAAAUUUUCUCAUCGAUUUUUAUACUUUCAUAAUCUUACUGGGUACCUGAAGCAACCUAUUGGCAUAAUCUGUUAGAUACAACAGCCUCUUAGUACUUAGUUGGUCUAAAGACACCUGAUCUCUCUCCAUUUUCCAAGACUUUGGUUUCUCGAGUUGGACUUACAAUUUUGCUUAUGAGAGGUUGUUGUGUGACAGAAGCAUUUCUUUCAUCAGAUCCUGUUCUGAUACUUUUGGAUUCGCAUUCCUCCAUUGUUGCAUUGCUCUGUCUGCUUUAAGAAGCACUGUUUUCUUGAUCCACCUUCAUCAUUGAAAAGGAUCUCUAGGGAGCAAUUAUUAAUCCCAGAUAAGUCUCCACUGUUGUGAAUCUCGAAUCACUCUGGACCAAGAACAUAAUAGAUCUUGACAUUUAUG